Molecule: messenger RNA, 2937 nt
Organism: Aplysia californica (California sea hare)
Lineage: Eukaryota; Metazoa; Mollusca; Gastropoda; Aplysiida; Aplysiidae
Exons: 3
Coding region: 806-2200 (464 amino acids)
Source: RefSeq, a predicted model, not a curated record
GGAGAACGUAUGCUACGAAUCUAAACGAAAUGAUAGAAACACUACUCAAAGAACACGAAGUCGAGCAAAGCUAUUGAGAAGAAGUGAAGUAUUAUUUAUCUGUUUGUAUUUCCCCCCGACUGUACGGUAGAAGAACCAAACAAGUACUCGAUGCCAUGGUGAUAAAUGUGGUCGUGUCCACAGAGUAUACACACACACAUCUGAGGUGGCCGCAAAGGUAAGCACUUGAUCUCGACCUACCUGUCUCGUUGAGUUGAGCUAACUAUAACGCAGACUGUCGUCGUCGGCGGCGAAUCGGCCCUCGCUCGUCCCCUCGCGAACUGUCUUCCCUGUGUGUAUGUUGUGUGUCUCUGUGUGUGUGUGUGCUCGAAGGAAAUGCGCGGAGCCCCCCAUCGCCACCGCCACGAGACAGCGACGAAGCGAACGAACGAGCGAGCGAGAGAGAGGGAGGAGGAAAAGAGGGGGAGAUCAGUCUUGUCGAGUUGUUCAGUAACAAAAACAGGACCACUUUACGAGUGUUUACACUUGAGGAAUAGAGGGCCGUGGAAAAGCUCGUGUGUGAAACGCUGAACGCGUGUGUGUGCCUGCUCAGUCUCUCAGCGUCAUGCGCGUGUUUUACACGACCGGUUAUGAAUGAGCACCGACAGAUCAGAUAGUUGUUGUUGUGUGUAGAUCGUCUUCAUGUAUUCUCCCUGGCACUGUGGAAUAUAGCAACAUCUCCGCUGUGGCAGAGGGUCAGUGACAGAACCCAGGGACAGGCAGGGGGAGAAGGAUCACGUCCCUGGGUCAUCCUCCCACACACACCAUGGCACCUUACUACAGGAGUAAUUUCAUGGGGAUAUCGCCGUUUUUGCUCCUGUUUCUGCUGGGUUACUGCCUCGCAGUUAUAGAAGGUGAGCUCCGCUGCUACUGUAACGAGUCAGGCUGCGUCACCACGGGCUACAUCUGCAAGUCCGCCGCCGGCCGCUGCUUCACGGCGGUGGAAGUACGCGGCGAAACGACGCAUCAGACCCACGGAUGCCUGGACUCCCUGCCGGAGCCGCAGCGUGCGUCCUGCCGCCCUGUCAUGGACGUGGUGAGCGCCAGUGCCAGCGCCAGAGCCAACGGCGUGAAAUCACCGCCUGGCGUUGGAAGCGGCGGUGGAGGUGGCGGAGGGUUGCCGCUGCUGCUGUGCUGUGAUGAGGACAUGUGUAACUACAGGGAGGACCUGGACGUGAGCAUCAUUCUGACUCCGAAAUUCAAUGGGACAUUCCAGAGAGGCAGUGCACCGGCUAACACCGACAAAGCCGUGUACUCUCGAAACCACCCUGACAACCGCGACGAUGAACGUGACCUUUGGUUCAAGGCCGCUGUCAUCGCUGUGCCCAUCGCCGGCGGCUUCAUCCUCGUGCUGCUGGUUCUCCUAGCUGUGCGCAUGCUCAAGACGGACUCACGACAGCACCGGAGACUCAUCCAGAUCCGGCGGGAGAGGAGCCUCACCAAGGCUCACAUGUACAUCACAGACCAUCUGGUGAGCAUGGGGAAAGGGAGCAAACAACAGCACUGCUCGCUCUUCAACGAAAAGACCAACACCACGACGUGCGUGCCCGUGUUCUCAGACAGCUCCGGGGGCACCACGGUGAUCGGCCUGUGUCCCUCUUGUUGCGGGACGGACAUUUCCGCCACGUCACAGUGCAGCUGCAGUCGCGCACCUCGGUCUGAGAGCAGUUACGUCGUGGACAGUGGUCAGACAGAUUCGAAAUGUAGCUGUUCUUGCAGUAGCUGUGGCAGCAACAGCAGCAGUAACAACACAAGCAACAGCAACAGCAACCACUUUCAUCACUGCAACAGCUACCGGAACAGCGGUGGUGGCAGCAGCGGCCCCUUUCAGUAUCCGCCUCCAGCAGACAUUAGUGAUAAAACUUCUCCUCCCCAAGUGACUUGCUCAAUCAACAGUAACAGCAUUCUCAGCAGCGCCUCUGCUGCCAAACCACCUCGCUCUUUCUUCAGUGACCCUCCUCCGGCCGCCCUCAAAACGACGAGCUGCGCGUCGAGGGACAUUAAUGUGAGACUCGUGGACCGAGGGGGCCACUUGUUCCCGCAGGUUGGGAUAUCAUGUCCCAGGGCAGUUGGGGGCGUGGCUUCCGUCGCAGGACACACCCACUCUUCCGUUGCCUCCUGGGAUAAGGCGUGUUCAAAGGGACCUAUGGCUAAUGUGUGAUAAUCUUCUGAUAAAAUAUGUUUGUAUGUAAUUUCUACUGGUGAUAAAACACUGGGGCCCGAUCGCUGUUUCACUUCUGUUUAAGUAGCUGAAGAAGUGAUGCGACUUAUCAUUUAUUAUUAUGCUGUUCAACUGUCUUACGGAAACAGACAAAUGGGAGAUAAGAUUUUACCCUCUUGCGGUGCUGUUGACCGCGGUUCGAAUCUCUAACUGGACUUUCUCGAGUUUGUGUUGUUAUUUGAGUUUUCUAUGGCUCUCCCAUCAAUUUGGUUUAGUAUUAUCACAGUUAUGUGUCAAAAUAUGAGGUAUACAGUUCUUUAUUCUAUAAACCCAUACACUACAAUAAGAAAAGUAUGAAGAAUAAUCGAGCGCUGUCGGCCUGAUGUUUAUGUUACUGGUUGUCGCAGGAGGUGCAGUCCUAUGUUUCAAACUUUUUGUAGAAUUGUUGACUUUGGGAGUGUAUUAGAGGUGCCCAUUUUUCCGGAUUAAUCCAGAAAUCAGUAUUUCUAAAAUUAGCUGGAUAUUGCGCUGUAUAAUAUUAUAUAGCAAUGAAAAAUGGUUUUGAUGCGAAAUUAAUUAGACAAUAUAAUCUGCAAAUUUGGAUUCCCCUGCGCAUUUGCACCGUAUCCGAAAAGUUCAGGAUUUUUUUUUUCACAUCCAGUUGGUACAUUUGUAUUGUUCCAGAGACUUGUGGGUUAGUUCACAGUAGACAGUACUCUUUGUGGCCUCCAGAGUGA